UCAAAUGUCUUGAUUCAUGAGGCGGUGCAGUUGGGAUUAUUGUUGCAGUUGUACAGUAGCAGAUUUUUGUUGUUUACUGCUGAAACAUUGCCCGCGGCUGCGCUAUCUGACCCUGGUCAGCACUGCGGGAGCCUGCAAGCAGGCGGACAGUGUAACUGCCGCUUUAAGCAGAAAUUUUGUCCUUUCUGAGCUGUCAUUCUUUAGCUUUACCGACGUAAAUUCCAGGCCUUUGGUGGUUUCCAUGGUUUCUGGCAUCACGUGUAGCUGGGAGUCGCUGACUCCCUGUGCAUCGCAGCAUAGGAAUGAGCAUUAAAAUCCCGGCUGGGUUGACGGACUUGCUGCAGAGCUUCACAGUGGAGGUGCUGAGGAAGCAGCCGGCCGAUCUGGUUGAGUUCGCCGUGCAGUACUUCAGCAAGCUGCAGGCGAGCCAGGAGCUGCCGUUCGCCCAUGAGAAGAGCGGCGGCGGCGAUGGCGCUUUCCGAGCCGCUAAGGCGGUGAACUUCGCCGAUGAGCCGAUGCAGACCGACUCCGAGGAUGACGAGGACGAGGAGUUUGAAGCUCCAGUGAUAAACCGAUUUACCCGACGAGUAUCUGUAUGUGCAGAAGCUUUCAACCCUGAUGAGGAAGAAGAGGAAACAGAACCUCGGGUUGUUCAUCCCAAAACAGAUGAACAAAGGAGAAGAUUGCAAGAUGCAUGUAAAGACAUUCUUCUUUUUAAGAAUUUAGAUCAGGAACAAAUGUUUCAGCUGUUGGAUGCCAUGUUUGAAAUGCAUGUCAAAGUCGGUGAACAUGUUAUUGAUCAAGGGGAUGAUGGUGAUAACUUCUAUGUUAUCGAAAGGGGAACAUACAAUAUAUUUGUCAAUGUGGAUGGAUCGCAAAGAUGUGUGGGUGCCUAUGAUAAUCAUGGUAGCUUUGGUGAGCUGGCAUUGAUGUAUAAUACUCCCAGAGCAGCUACAAUUGUUGCUACCUCUGAUGGAGCACUGUGGGGUCUGGACAGGACAACUUUUCGUAGAAUUAUUGUCAAAAACAAUGCCAGAAAGAGGAAAUUGUAUGAAGAAUUUGUCAAGUCACUGCCACUUCUAAAAUCAUUAGAACUAGGGGAACGAAUGAAGGUUGUUGAUGUUUUUGGAACCAAAACGUACCAGGAUGAAGAGCGAAUAAUUGCUCAGGGAGACAAAGCUGAUUGUUUUUAUAUUGUAGAAUCUGGAGAAGUUCGGAUAACUAUGAAACACAAGACCAAACCUCAUGCAGAUGAUGGAGUGGAAAUAGCUCGCUGUUCAAGAGGGCAAUACUUUGGAGAACUCGCUUUGGUAGCAAAUCAGCCACGUGCAGCAUCUGCAUAUGCUGUAGGAAAUGUGAAAUGCCUCGUUAUGGAUGUACAAGCUUUUGAGCGACUGCUUGGUCCUUGUAUGGAUAUUAUGAAGAGAAACAUUGCAAAUUAUGAGGAGCAACUAGUGGAACUGUUUGGGACGAAUAUGGAUCUCACUGAUCCUGGUGUAUGAACAAGAAAAUUGAAGGACACCAUCAUGAUGCAUCACUGUGGAAAACGUGGAUUCCCACUGAAAAGUGCAUUGAAUUGUAUAGAAGGGAUGCAUUUUUUUGUAGCUAUUCUGUUUACUUAUUUUUUUAACCAAAAACAGAAUUAUUACCACUGCAGUCUAGUGAUAGUCUAAAAUGUAGCUUUUACUUACCAAUUUUCUGAAAUAUGCAGAUUAAUAAAUAAUAUUUGACUAAAAAUUUUAAAUUUAAUCAAUAUCUGAAAUUGUUAAAUAAUAGCUCAAUAAAGGAUCUGCUGUGACCAAGAAAGGAUAGGAAUAUUUGACUUUGAUCCUGCAUAGAGUGCAUUUUAAUUUAAAUAUUUAAGUUACUUAAUAAACUUUAUUUGACAGCUCGAAACCUAGUUACAUUGAGAAAUCCCAUUAAUUAUACAGGAAAUGCAUAGCAGAUUUAAGUGAGUUUCACAGACGGAUAAUGAAUUCUGCAUUUUCUUUCAUCCUGUAAGUUUAAAUUCCAUGCCAAAGGAUUUGACUAUUUUGUGAACAAGAUUUAUUUUUUUUUAUUUGAAUUCUGUCAUGGACCAUAAUAGAAUGAAAAUUCAAAAAUGGAAACUAUUGAAACAUGUUUCACCAAAGAAAUGUGUGUAUAAUAAGGUAUAAUUAUAAAAGUAUUUAUUUUGAAAAAUAAUUUUAUAGAGAAAUCUGUUAACUAAUUUGUUUUCUCCCCUGUUGUGUGAAGUCUCUCAUUCAGUUCUUGUUGAAAUAGUAGCUAAAUAGAACCAUGUAAUGUGAUUUAAAUCUGACUUGCGUGUUAAAGCUGCAUUGAGGUUGGAGGGAUUAAUUCAAUAAUUUAAUCCUUUCUGCUGUCAUACAUGCAAAUAAUUACCAUUACAGUUGAUCCAGUGACUGGAUUCAGAACUGUUACCCUGUUUGAUCUUUGGCUUUGAGUUUAAUGCCAGCAUUUGCUAAUGUAGAGGGAAAGGAUUUUAUUGAUUCUGAAAUCUUUCACCAUCAUACUAUGCACCUUUUCAUUUUAAUCCAAAAUAGAAACCAACAUUUAUAUAACUCAUCACAAUACAAGUAAUGUUUUAAAGUGGAUGUCUCAAGAACAUCUAUGUGGCUCUUGCCUUUUAUCACUGGAUAUAUUAACUGCUAUCUAGCCACAUACCGAGAAUGUUUUGUUAAAUGUAGCACUGACCACAAAAUCUCACAUUUUAAAUGGAGAUAUUUACUAAAGACUAUUUACUGGGGCUAGUUAUUUGAUUAAGCUACAUGUAACAGUGUUGUACUGUGCUGGAUUAUAGUCUGAUUAUUAAAAAUCCUUUUGCAAUCUAGCAAUGUUGAGUACAGCUAGGCAUUUUUAGAAGAUACUUACGCAUCUAAUAAAAUAUGGUCUUAUUUAAGAAAUACUUGCAAAUUUCUGCUGCAUGGUAGUGGAUCAAAAUUAAAGUAUUCAUUGUCGGCUUUAACAUUCUAAAGCUAUUAUAACCCUCUUUUUGAUUCUUAAGUUUUAAAUUGGUUUCAUUGUCCAUACUGUCUCUUAUGAAUGAUACGGACUUCAGUGAGAUAAUUGUGUCGCUGCAAAAACAAACAGUUCCCCAUUGAGAGUUAUUACAAAAGAAGUGAAUCUCUGUGAACUUUAAAAUCCUGUUGUGUUCAUAUGCAGCUUUAGUUCAGGAUUGCCAAUUUAUGCAGAUCCAACCUCAUUGGUCACCUGUUCAGGGAUUGAGACCCAAAAUUUGCUUGGUGAGGGUAUCUGAUCUGAUGGCAGGGGGUAAUAGUUUUGGGCCCAGGGGUGUAUGCCAGAUCCUGUGGUGAGAUGCUUCCAUGGGAUGGGGGAGGCAGAGGCAUCAAGGUCUUGGGAAGAGGUGUAGGUGAAAUUGUGUGUAGUAAUUUGGAGGGGUCAGUGAACAAUUAUUCAAGAGUCAGAUUAGAUUUUUUUAAUAGUUUAACUUCUGGCCUGAGUGACAAAUUGCUUACUUCUGAAUUCUCUGAUCUUAAAUGGAUACUUUUGAAAGAUUCAAGGUGUAGGGGAAUUGCUCCUUGGAAUCAGUUUUUUUUUUGGGCUAAUCUCUUACAAUGUGCUAUGUUGGAGAUUUUGCAGAAUUCCCCUGUACAACUUCAAUCCACAUUGCAGAAACAAUUAUCUGGCUCUUAGAAAAUCAGGACCCAGAAUAUUUUUUCUUUUAUUCAUUCAUGGGGUGUGGACAUCGCUGGCGACACCAGCAUUUAUUUCGUAUCCCUUUAUUGCCCAGAGGGUAGACAAGAAUCCAACAAUGUUGCUGUGGGUCUUUAGUUAUACGGAGGUAGAACUAGGUAAGAAUGGCAGAUUUCGAUAAUCAACAGUGAUUACCUGAUAGCCUUCACGACAGCUUCUUAUUACAGAUUUUUUUUUAAUUCAAGUUUCAGAACAUGAGCUUGGGUCUAUCAAAAUUCAGUAGUUAUGCCACUGCCUCCCCAUUUGUGGGAUGCUGUUGAAGACAAAAUGACUGUUACUUGGCUGCAAAUUGUGAUAAAUAUAAGUGUUUACAAGUAUUUUUGAGUUUGAGACUCUGUAUACACACAAUCAAUUGUUCCUGCAGGCAUUGCAGGCUCAAGUAUCUUGAAUGUUCGUGCUCAUUAGCUACAAACUAGAAUUUGGAAUGUUUCAACUCCACAAUCUCUAGCAUAUUAAGUUAACCUUUGAAAACAGUGUUAACCAUUUAUUCUUUGCCCUCCCACCAAAUCUUGAAUAAAGUAGUACAUUUGAU
Chiloscyllium plagiosum (whitespotted bambooshark) is the source of this 4246-nucleotide messenger RNA. RefSeq names its product protein kinase, cAMP-dependent, regulatory, type II, beta (gene prkar2b). Gene Ontology annotation, cellular component: cytosol; cAMP-dependent protein kinase complex. Gene Ontology annotation, molecular function: protein kinase A catalytic subunit binding; cAMP binding; cAMP-dependent protein kinase inhibitor activity. Lineage: Eukaryota; Metazoa; Chordata; Chondrichthyes; Orectolobiformes; Hemiscylliidae. Gene Ontology annotation, biological process: negative regulation of cAMP-dependent protein kinase activity. The record is from RefSeq and is a predicted model, not a curated record.